AUUCUUGAGGAUAAAUGACGACAGCUUCGUCCUUCACCUUUGUUGUUUCAUUUAGUUUCUCUUCACUACUCUUCCACUUCCCUAACCAAUAACUCUACAUUUUCUGAAAAAUUAUGCCAAGCCCACAAUUAAUUAUCUCAUAGUUUAUCAAUCUUAUCACAUGAGCAUCGCCUUAUCUCAUCAACAAUGGAUAGUUUCACUCUCAGAACUACCGCCAAUUCCACCACUUUCUCUGCUAUUCAAUUCUUUCCGCAACCCGUUUUUCAUGCCAAGAAAUCCGGAAUUCUGAAUUUCCCUUGCAGGAAAUUCUGGGUUUCUGCAUCAAAAGAUGAACCGCAGCUUGACGAGUGGGAUAAGAUGGAGCUUAAAUUUGGUCGAAUGAUUGGGGAAGACCCCAAAAUCACUUUAGCCAAGAUAAUGGGUAGAAAAUCAAAUCCAGAUGUGUCUUAUUUGGAAAUUGAGAGGUUAUUAGAUAAGAAGAAGGGGAGUGCAUUGGAUGAAGACGUAGAGGAAGUCCCAUUCGAUUUUCCUGAUCAAAAGAAGUCAGUUAAAUCCGUGCAAGGACUAAAUUUGGUCCGACCUGUAUUAAAGAAAGGAGCCAAGUUCGAAGCAACUGCCAAACCUGUGGAAACAAGUGCUAAAAGUUCUAUCCGCCCGAUUAAAAAGGAUUCAGAAGUGACUAAAAGCAGCGUUCCCGAUGUUAUCUUGCGAAAACCAAGAUCAUUUAAUGAGGAUGAUGGUGCGAGUGGAUCCACAAGGUUCGGAAUGAGGCCAAACUUAUCACUGAGAAUGGGAAAGGAGCCCCAGAAAGAGAGGUUUAGUGAUACUACAUUGUUAAGGAAACCUGAACCUAUGACAUCCAAAUCUGAAGUUGGAGAAGAAAACAGCCGUGAAGAUUCUUUUGAUGGUAGUUACGGGAGUUCAUCUACUGAAGGAAGAGGUUCUGCCCCUCUUCUAAAAAAGCCAGAGCUGUUGAAGCUCAAUUCAAAUGCAGAAGCAGAACAUGAUUCGUCAAAAGAGGAUACCAAACUUAGCUCCAGUGCCCCUCUUCUAGAAAAGCCAGAGCUGUUGAAGCUCAAUUCAAAUGCAGAAGCAGAACAUGACAAGUCAAAAGAGGAUACCAAGCUUAGCUCCAGUGCCCCUCUUCUCAAAAAGCCAGAGCUGUUGAAGCUCAAUUCAAAUGCAGAAGCAGAACAUGAUUCUCCAAAAGAGGAUACCAAACUUAGAUCCAGUAGUAUUUUCACCGAAAAUAAGUCGGAUGUUUCCAACUCAGAUAAUCGGCAAGUGACUACCAAUGGCAUCACUCAGAACCAGUUCCAUGAAACCAUUCAAGAAGAAUCUGCUUCAGAUGAGGGGUUGGGGAAAGAAUUGCAGGCUGAUAUACGGUCUGGUGGACAAACAUUCACUUCUGAUGAACUUUCUAGAAGUACCGCUGCAUCUAUAGAUACUAUGCUUAUAGGCAAACCAGAAAGAUUAGAUCCCGCUGUUAAACCAGCAGGUCAGAAAAUUAGAAAUGAGGUGGUUCCUAUAAAUCCCGACAGCUUGGGUAAUCCAUUAGAGGUGGAGAACUUCAUUGCAACAUCACCUAUUAAGGAACGGGAGGAUGAUGACUGGACGAGAGCAGAACAGCUGGUUAAGACUGGAGAAAGAGAAGAAGUGGAAUUGAUCAGCGCCAGUACUAGAGGAUUCGUUGUCUCAUUUGGUUCCUUGAUUGGUUUUCUACCAUAUCGCAAUCUUGCUGCUAGGUGGAAAUUCUUAGCUUUCGAGUCUUGGUUGAGAAGAAAAGGUUUAGAUCCAUCUCUUCUCCGGCAGAACCUGGGCAUAAUUGGAAAAUAUGAAGCUACUAGCGCGAUGGAUGCCUCUGAGUCGGUGAAAAGUUCAGAAAUUGGUAGUAAGACUGAUGAAGCAUUGACACCAGAUAUGAAGCUGGAAGAUCUUCUUAUGCUCUAUGACCAAGAGAAGCUUAAAUUCUUGUCGUCCUUUGUUGGUCAGAGAAUCUACAUGGGAGUAGUAUUGGCUGACAGAAAUUCUCGGAGGCUAAUAUUUUCCAUAAAACCAAAAGAGAAGGAAGAAUUAGUUGAAAAGAAGAGAGAUCUCAUGGCACGGCUUAGUGUUGGAGAUGUAGUCAAGUGCUGCAUUAAAAAGAUUACAUACUUCGGUAUCUUUGUUGAGGUUGAAGGGGUUUCUGCACUUAUUCACCAGACAGAAGUUUCUUGGGAUGCCACCUUGGAUCCUGCAUCGUACUUCAAAGUUGGCCAGAUUGUUGAUGCCAAAGUCCAUCAAUUGGACUUUUUGCUGGAACGUAUAUUUCUGUCAUUAAAGGAAGUAAUGCCGGAUCCCCUGAUGGAAACCCUGGAGACCGUGGUCGGUGAUCAUAAUACUUUGGAUGGUAGACUCGAAGAAGCUCAGGCAGAUUCCGAGUGGGCCGAGGUUGAGUCGCUGAUGAAAGAAUUGAGGCAGUUUGACGGAAUCCAGUCUGUGUCAAAAGGACGGUACUUUUUGAGCCCGGGUUUGGCACCCACUUUUCAGGUUUAUAUGGCCUCUAUGUUCGAAAAUCAGUACAAAAUGCUUGCUCGAGCUGGAAAUCGAGUACAAGAGGUUAUGGUGCAAACUUCUCUGAGCAAAGAGGAGCUGAAAUCUGUUAUCCUGACAUGCACCAACAGGGUGGCAUGAACCAUGAAGACGACGAAAUCUCUCUUCAGAUCCUGCUCACCACUUCUUGAAAUAUUGAGGUUAGAAAUCUUACAUUCUUGAAUGUAAAGACAUAACCAUGACUUUGCAAUGUGGUUGUAGUUUGUUAGGCUUUUCCCCGUUGUAAAUCUUUCUCAUAUAAAUUUUGCUCGCUUAUAAAGUAAAUUCUAGUUAAUCUUCUUUAUCCAUUUUUUGUAUGCAAACAUUUGAUCAUUUAUAGAGGUGCUUAUAUUUCCAGAUAA
Salvia miltiorrhiza (redroot sage) is the source of this 2933-nucleotide messenger RNA. RefSeq lists its product as uncharacterized. Bases 187 to 2673 code for a protein of 828 amino acids. Gene Ontology annotation, molecular function: nucleic acid binding. Lineage: Eukaryota; Viridiplantae; Streptophyta; Magnoliopsida; Lamiales; Lamiaceae. The record is from RefSeq and is a predicted model, not a curated record. The transcript has 14 exons.